This is a messenger RNA of Periophthalmus magnuspinnatus, 2194 nucleotides long. It is a transcript of the gene rrp8, whose product is annotated as ribosomal RNA processing 8. Gene Ontology annotation, molecular function: methyltransferase activity. The transcript has 9 exons. The record is from RefSeq and is a predicted model, not a curated record. Gene Ontology annotation, cellular component: nucleolus; rDNA heterochromatin; chromatin silencing complex. Gene Ontology annotation, biological process: rDNA heterochromatin formation; regulation of transcription by glucose; cellular response to glucose starvation. Bases 211 to 1779 code for a protein of 522 amino acids. NCBI's taxonomy places the organism in Eukaryota, Metazoa, Chordata, Actinopteri, Gobiiformes, Gobiidae.
GCGGCGACGUCAUCUAAGCGCGACUGUAGUUGUUUUGCUUCUUUCGCGGCGCAUGAGUUCCCAACGUGGCUGCAACAAAAAACGUCUUAUUCUAAAAAAAUAAUUUCAUAUUUGUAAAUAGUAAAGACAGAAUUUGGUUUGUUGGUUAGAAAUAUUUGAUUCACUGAUCAAACCCUUGUUGACGCAUUUGUGUAGUUUGCAGACACGGAGAUGUUUCUUGAAGAUGAGGACUGGAAUGAUGGCAAAGCAGACGUCCUGAGUCCUGCUGUCCCCAAAGCAAACGAGCCCAGCAGCCCCAGUGUGAAGAAUAAAGUGGUGGGAAAGAAAAGUCUGCUGCGCACUCUGCAGACACUGGGAUCUGUGCCAGAGUGGAGGAGCCAGGAUCCACAGGGGAGCAGUGACAGUGAGGAUGAAACUCUAACAACAGAACACGCCAAGAAGAAGAGGAAGAAGAAGAGGAGGAGGAAGAGGAAGAAUGGAGACACAGUGGAGAAGGGAGAGGAGAGGGAAGAGGGAGGUGGCACGGAGCUCAGUCAGGUCACCCCAGUCAAGAAGAAGAGGAAGAACGACUUAGAAGGAAAGAAACUGAUCUCUUCAACCACAGACAAGCCAAAGGACCAAGACACAUCUAAACCUGCCGACGGUUCUGAUGUCAAGCUCAGCCGAAAGCAGUGGAGGAACCGAAUGAAAAACAAGCGAAAGAGCAAAAAUAAGUUUAAACCUCAUGAAGCUUCAAAAGACGGGGAGAGGAAGGAGAUUGAUACGAACGCCAAUAUUACCACAAAUAUGGACACUCAGGCUGUGCAAGUCAAGAAAAAGGGUAAAAUGCCAAAAGGCAAAAUGAACGGAGGAUCAACAGAAACGCAAAGUGAAAAAGUGGAGAUUAAAAAGAAAAAGAAGGCCGACACAGAUAAUGCAGUUCUGAAACCAGCAAAUUUUGAACUGAACAAAAAAGCCCAACUGAAGAAGGCGAAGCUACGCAGACUUCUCCAGAGCCAGGAGACCAAGGCGGAGGAGGCCCAACCCCUGGAGGCCUGUGUGGAGCAAGCAGAACCAGAGGCAGAGGGGCCCACAGCGGAGACCCUAGCCGAGCCCCUGGUAGAGCCCCUGGACCCCUCGGCCUCUCUCCGAUCACGAAUGGAGCAGCGGCUGGAGUCGGCCCGGUUCCGCUACAUAAACGAGGUGCUGUACAGCUCCAGCAGCAGGGAGGCGCGCCGCAUGUUCACCCAGGAUAAGGAGGCUUUCUGGGUGUACCAUCGAGGAUACAGCGCCCAGGUGCAGAGGUGGCCUGAUAACCCUGUGGAUCAGAUCAUUCAGUUCAUCAAGCAAAAACCGACCUCUCUGGUGGUGGCAGACUUCGGUUGUGGAGACUGUAAAAUCGCCAAGAACGUCAAAAACAAAGUCCAUAGCUUCGACCUGGUGGCCACGUGUGAGAUGGUGACGGCCUGCGACAUGGCCAACGUCCCUUUAAAAGACAGCUCUGUGGACAUCGUUGUCUUCUGUCUCUCUCUCAUGGGAACUAACCUUGCUGAUUUUUUAAAAGAAGCUAACCGUGUUCUAAAAAGGGGGGGUUUUCUCAAGAUAGCUGAGGUCUCGAGCAGAUUUGAGAAUGUGCGGAGCUUCAUCACUGCACUGGCAAGUUUAGGAUUCAAACUGGUGUCCAAGGACACAGAGAACAGUCACUUUUAUUCCUUCGACUUUGUGAAGACUGGACCAGCACCUGAAAAUGUGAAGAAGUUUGGACUGCAGCUAAAGCCUUGUGUUUAUAAGAAGAGAUGAGAGACUUCAUUUAAAGCCAUUUACUGAUCUGGUUCAAAUAUCAAGACUCGUUUUGCAACUGUUCAUAUGUUGAAGUGCUAUAAAUCUUUACUUUAUACCUAACUAUUGUCAAAUGUAUUCUUUAACUUUGUCUAUAUGUAGCUCCACAGUGACUGCCCAUCACCUGGUCAUGGAAUUACAUUUCCCAUUGUUUUUUCCCAUAGAAUUUUUUUUUUAAAGUAUUAUAUUUAUCUUCAUUCAGUCAUUCAUUCAUUCGCCCAACCAUAUUUAUAUCAUAAACACCUAUUUUCACCAUAGAAUACUGACCUGUCCUCCAACUUAGUUGAAACUAUUGGCACUUUGCUGCUGAUGUCAUCAACAUUCCCUGGGGUUGUGAUGCUACAAUCAAUCACAUUAAAAAUGUACUUUUUACACC